This is a messenger RNA of Eucalyptus grandis, 2577 nucleotides long. Its product is annotated as protein CELLULOSE SYNTHASE INTERACTIVE 3. The record is from RefSeq and is a predicted model, not a curated record. The transcript is spliced from 2 exons. Bases 520 to 2379 code for a protein of 619 amino acids. Gene Ontology annotation, molecular function: protein binding. Lineage: Eukaryota; Viridiplantae; Streptophyta; Magnoliopsida; Myrtales; Myrtaceae.
UAAAUGUAGUCCUUAAAGCAAUUUCAGGUCUUGUGUUCAUUUGUUUGGCCUGUAUAAUGAUUCCCCAGAGGGGUUGGUCUUGACUAUGGUUGAACUGAAUUGGAAUACACUACAACUGUUAUGAUAGAGACUUUUACCUUCUCUUCAACGCAAAGUCUCACCACAAAGUUCAUGUCGCAGGGAAAGCUAGAUAAAUGUGAGAAUUCAGCUAAAACUUCCAUCUUUUUAAUGUUUCUUUAAGCAAAAAUGACCUUUGGAUUUAGAUGGGCAAAAAUCUUUAGCUUAUGUAGAUGGGUUAAAUCUACCGUUGAUAAUCCCACUCUUUUGUUGGGUGGUAGAGAAUGUAAAGCUGCAAUUUUUGUUCUGCAUAUGAAUAUCUGAAGAAUGAAUUAACAAGAUAAUUUCCCGAGAGCUAAUCUCUGCUUCUUGAUUAGUCAAUCGGAUGCUUCACGAACGUUUGACGAAACUUCUUUCCUGCGCCAUUUGCUUCUCUAACAGCAUUUAAUUCCUCUGCAUUGAAUGUUAGAGCUAGAUAAAGUAGUAGAGCAUGAUCAGUGCGACACCUUUAGGUUUCUUCAACAAGUUGGUUCUUUCCAUUUUCCUAUAUUUUUUUGCAAGUUCUGGUUUCCCUCAAUCUCAGCUCGAUUGUCUUGGGGACAGCUCGUCAUGGAUUUUUUUCAUUGCCAGAUUAAAACUAUGGUGGAAGAAGGCAAACUUGAGGUUCUGGCGAAUCAGCGGUCCAUUGAGGAUUGGUUGUCACAUGCUCGUGAGCUAGUUCCGGUGGCAUUGGAUAGAGCCAGAGAGGUUAAGGGAUUCCCAGCUCGCUGGAGGAAGAUAAUUUCAAAACUGGAGCAGAUUCCCUCAUGCUUGUCGGACCUGUCGAGCCAUCCUUGCUUCUCAAAGAAUGCGCUUUCCAAAGAACAGUUGCAGGCAGUGUCCAGAACUCUUGCAGAAGCAAUCAAGUUGGCCGAGUCGUGUUUGGGUGAGAAGUGCGAAGGGAAGCUGAGGAUGCAGAGCGACCUUGACUCUUUGUCUGGAAAACUAGAUUUGAAUCUCCGGGACUGUGGUCUCCUGAUCAAGACCGGAGUGCUCGGGGAGGUGUCGGAGCCGGUAUCUGCACCCAAUUCUUCAACCAAAAUGGAGGCCGUAACAAGUAGCAAUAUAAAAGAAUUGCUUGCGCGGCUUCAGAUUGGUUCAUUGGAGGCAAAACACAGAGCUCUGGAUUGCAUACUGGAACUUAUGAAGGAGGAUGAGAAGAGCUUAUUCGCUGCACUAGGACGUAGUAACAUCGGGGCACUAAUCCAAAUGCUCACUGCGACAUCUACUUGUAUCCGUGAAAAAUCCAUCACAGUCAUAUGCUCUAUCAUUGAGUCGGGGAAUUACAAGAAUUGGCUUGUGUCGGAAGGUGUUUUACCCCCUCUAAUUAGGCUUCUUGAGUCCGGAAGCUCAGUAGGUAAAGAAAAGGCUGUGAUUUCUGUUCAGAGGUUAUCCAUGUCGGCUGAGACUGCACGUGCCCUUGUGGGUCAUGGAGGGAUCCAGCCGCUGAUCGAGACAUGCCGGACCGGGGAUUCUAUUUUGCAGGCAGCAGCGGCAUGUGCUUUGAAGAACAUCUCGGCUUUACCCGAGGUCCGACAGAGUUUGUCUGAGCAAGGGAUCGUAAAGGUAAUGACCAAUCUACUCGAUUGUGGAAUUUUACUCGGAACCAAGGAAUACGCGGCGGAAUGUUUGCAGAAUCUGACUGCGGCCAACGAGAAUCUACGGAAAUUGGUAAUUUCAGAAGGCGGGGCACGGAGCUUGUUGGCUUAUCUAGACCGCCCGUUGCCCCAAGAGUCUGCGGUUUCGGCAUUGAGAAACUUGGUUGGAUCGCUGCCCCCAGAAAAGCUAGUGUCUCUCAAUUUCCUUCCCCGGUUAGUCCAUGUACUCAAGUCCGGAUCAUUAGGUGCGCAGCAAGCGGCUGCGUCGGCCAUUUGUAGGGCGUGUGACUCCGAGGAGAUGAAGAAACUGGUCGGUGAAGCCGGGUGCAUCCCUCUCUUGAUCAAGCUGCUCGAGGCCAAGCCCCACAGCGCCCGUGAGAUUGCCGCACAAGCUGUUUCCAGCUUGAUAACUCUGCCCCAGAACCGCAAGGAGAUAAAAAAGGACGACCAGAGCGUGCCUAACUUGGUCCAGCUCCUCGACUCGAGCCCUCAGAACACUGCGAAGAAGUACGCGGUCUUAUGCUUAUUAUGCCUCUCGUCGAGCCAGAAGUGCAGGAGGAUGAUGAUCUCCCAUGGGGCGAUCGGGUAUCUGAAGAAGCUCGCGGAGAUGGACAUUCCGGGGGCCAAGAAAUUGCUGGAGAGGUUGGAGAUGGGGAAGCUGAGAAGCCUGCUCAGCAGGAACUAGCGAAGAGGGGAGCUAGACCCACUUGUAUGGUCCCAAAAUUUCUUUUUCUUUCUUCUUCUUGUCGUAUCAUGUAUGAGCAAUAUCUCAUUGUCCAUGUAGGAUACUAGUUGAUGAGUCCAUGUUAGUAUGUUGCGACCUUCAUGAGUAAAACUCAAAAUGUUAUUUAUGCUAAUUGCUAGCCUAGAAGUGUCUUCUUGA